Messenger RNA from Owenia fusiformis, 2475 nucleotides. Lineage: Eukaryota; Metazoa; Annelida; Polychaeta; Sabellida; Oweniidae. The record is from the annotation of a GenBank genome assembly.
CUCAAGCAUUCUCGAACGAACUCUCGCUUGGAGUAAAAUUUUAUUUUUGACAGGUUUAUGCUGUUUGUCAUACCAAUAGGAAUUGUAUCUGUAAUAAACGGAUAGAUAUCACAUGACUGUUACAAGAUGGGUUUAGCUAACAGUAAACAAGAGGCAUUUUGGGAAGCAUGUGGCUUUGGUCACAAAGAGCGUGUGAAAAAAUUCCUUGAGGAAGGUGUGGAUGUCAACUGGGUGUCAUAUACGCAUGACUCCUGUGCAAUCCAUGUGGCAUCCCAAGGCAAGGUGGAAAUUGUAGAUAUGCUUAUCAAAGCUAAUUGUGAUGUCAAUGUCAAAGACGAGCGUGGUUGUCUUGCCUUGCACCAUGCUGCUAUGAAUGGCUAUGCUGACAUCAUGAAGAUGCUUAUAGAGGCUGGCUCAGAGAUAGAUACACAAGACAAGAAUGGUUGGACCCCUCUACAUAGUGCAGCUUAUUGGUCACACAUAGAUGCAGUUAAUGUGCUAAUUGAAAAGGGCUGUGAUGUCAAACUGAAAAAUAAGGAUGAGCGCACAGCAUUACAUGAGGCCACCAGAAGUCCUGAGUUUUCAAGGGAAGAUGGCCUGAACCAUAUAAUCACUGCCCUAGUUGAAGCGGGUUGUGAGAUUGACCAGUACAGCAAGGAUGAGUUUGAGGGUGAGUUUACACCUCUGAUGUUUGCAGCCUACCAUGGUCACCCAGGUGUAAUAAAGUCCCUGCUUGAAGAGGACUGUGAUAUAUAUGCUCAAGGAACACGUAAAUGGACAGCUUUACAUUGGGCAGCUAAUAGGGGUCAUCCCAAGUGUGUUGAAAUCUUAUUAGCAGCUGGGGCUAAUCCUAACACUCUUGGAGAGAGGGGAGAAAGUGCAUUGGACAAGGCAAAUUCAGCCCAAGUUAAACUCUUACUAGAAGAAGCAAUGACUGAAGCCCGAGACUCAGUGUCAGUGCUGACACCUAUUGAUGAACGAGAUGCAGUCUUGUGGCCAGACAGCUUGAAUGCUUUUGUUAAGUCCAAAGAUGACUUAGAUGAGCCAGUAGAUGAGGUUGAACAGACAAUAGACAAGAAUGAUAACGAUGACAUUGUAAGGCACUCUGAACCAGAUAGAACUAUACACAGUGAUGAAACAGCUAAUGAUGAAUGUGCCAAAAUAGUGAAUGGAGGUGAUCAUGACACAAUAGAAGAUGAAAAUAAUAGGAACAAUUUAGAAGACUCUAGUCAUGCUGAUUUUGAGACAGUUAAUAAAAAUGUUCCUGCAGGGGAUAGCAUAAUGGUAGAGAAUCUCAAUAAAUCUAGUAUUGAAUCUAAAAACACAGAAUCUACGCUCAGUGAAAAAACUGAUAUAUGUAAUUAAACUCAAACUGUAUUACUUAAAUGGUAAUCUGGGUGAUCUUUUUUCGCUAAAUUUUGGAAACCAUCUAAAUGAUGAUUUUUUAUGAAUGAGUAUUAAUGGCAUGUAUUAACUCUUAGUUUUGCAUCAAGCUCCUGUUACUCUCCCCCAUUGAUCUCAGACACUGCAUGUAGUGGUGGGACAGAUAAUCUUACAUCAAACUCUCAUUACCUUUCCCUGUUGAUCUCAGUGGUGUAACAUGGCAUCUGAUGCAAAACUAAUUUGCUCUUAUAUAAACUAGGCCUACUAAUCAUGUGCAAUUCUAUUAUCAUAAAUAUCUGAAAUAUGUAUUGAUUCCAUAAUCAUGUAUAUGUGCAUUAUAUCAUUUUUUAUAUAUAAUUUAAUGAUAAGUGGGAUAAAUCAUGAAGUGUGCAAACUAUGCUUUUUAGCAUACAGCACUGUAGUUGAAUUCAAACGAAAAGUAGUGAUGCUAAAUAUGUAUAGACCAAAAGAAGUCAUGCAAGUUCUAAGCCAUAAUCACCUUUUCAUAAAGGAUCAGUAUGAACAAAUAGAUGAAGAUUGUGUCAAUAUUUAAUCAAUUUUAUAUUUCCAAGAGAUGCUUCAUAAAAUGACCUGAGUUUGCUUCAACUUUAGGAUUAUUACUACUAUUAUGUUUAUUAGUAUGAACAAAUACAUGUAGAUGAAGAUUGUGUCAAUAUUUAAUCAAUUUUAUAUUUCCAUCUAUGCAUCAUAUCUAAUGAAAUAUUUACAGGUACAUAAAUCACAUUCAUACAUUAUUACCAUGGGCUUUCUAAAGACGCAUAUUAUAAUUAAUUGGUAUUUAAUUAUUAUAUUUCAUUAGAGAAAAUUAGCAGAUCUUGAUGUGACCUACAUACUAGCCAUCUUUUUAAAAAUAUUCUAGUCCCAGGUUUUACUAAUAGAGAUUAUAGGAAUGGUAGGUACUCAUAAAUAGCCAGUAAAAUCUUAUAUAUAAUUACUGCAGUGUGUAUUGAUUUACAUUAUUGUAUUAUCAUAUACUGGUUUCUAUACAGGGUGGUCAAAAAUUGGAAUCCCUUGUGUUAUUCUCUUCAUAUCUUUUCAUAUCUCAGUCUUAUGGUCAUGAAAUAUUGUAGG